Messenger RNA from Guyanagaster necrorhizus, 354 nucleotides. RefSeq lists its product as uncharacterized. The record is from RefSeq and is a predicted model, not a curated record. Gene Ontology annotation, biological process: mitophagy. Gene Ontology annotation, molecular function: mitochondrion autophagosome adaptor activity. Lineage: Eukaryota; Fungi; Basidiomycota; Agaricomycetes; Agaricales; Physalacriaceae. Bases 1 to 354 code for a protein of 117 amino acids. The transcript is spliced from 2 exons.
AUGACCUCUGCUCAACAACACCGCCGUGCCAGCAUCCCUCCCAUACCCGACCUUCGUUUCGAGACGGCGUAUCUGAGCAAGAUACGGCCUUUUGUCCACUUUGAACAAGUACCGGCCCUUCGCGAGGCUUCGGAUGACUUUGAGAAUGACGACGUUUUAUAUGGGAACGAAGGAGAACAGCCGGCGAGAGAUGUGCUGGAGAUUGACUGGAAGAACGUCUUCUGGGUGACGUUCCGGGACCAAGUGCUGACGAUGUGGGUGCAGGGGCCAUCAUCGGCUUUUACCUACGGCCAAUAUACACCCAAGCUGGGCAGAGAUUUAAGCGCAAAGAGGGCGGAGCCGUGUCAUGGCUGA